AUUUAAUUUUUUUCAUCUUAGACCUGAUGCCACUGAAAGAGGAGAGUCAAGAACUGAAUGAAAUAGAAGAGAAAAAUCAGGAGGAGAAAUGCAGUGAUUUCAUGACGGGGGAAGAAUCUUCUAGUUCCUCACAGACUCCUGAAACACAAACUAGGAACCUUAAAGUUCAGAAGAGCACCCAAACCAAAGAGAGACCUUUCACCUGUGAACACUGUGGGAAGAGUUUUGCGCAAAAAGGAACUCUUAAACUUCACAUGAACGUUCACACUGGAGAGAAACCUUUCACCUGCCCUCAGUGUGGGAAGAGUUUUGCUUUAAAGGGAAGUCUUAAAGGUCACUUGAGAGUUCACACUGGAGAGAAGCCGUACUCCUGCCAACAGUGUGGGAAGAGCUUUGCUCUAAAAGGGAAACUUAACCUUCACAUGCGAGUUCACUUGAAAGAGAUCCAGUUCACCUGCCAACAGUGUGGAAAAGGUUUCAGUGAAAAAGAGAGCUUUGAAGUCCACUUAAGAAUCCACGCCGGAGUGAAACCGUAUGUCUGCUCUCAGUGCGGAAAGAGUUUUAAAGAGAAGAAAAACCUCAAAGUCCACAUGAGAACUCACUCCGGAGUGAAACCUCACACCUGCAAACUGUGCGGGAAGAGCUUCACACGAAAAGAAGGUUUGACGGCUCACAUCACGGUUCACAGUGGAGAGAAGCCGUUUAAUUGUAGUGAGUGUGGAGAGGCUUUCAAAUAUAAAAGAUGCCUUAGGCAUCACAUGAAGAUUCACUCUGGAGAGAAAUACUUCAGAUGCCCUCCGUGUAAAAUAAGUUUCACCAACAAGAAUGACCUUAAGAAUCAUGUAAAAACUCACGUCAUAAAGAAGCCUCACACAUGCCAUCACUGUCAAAAGAGUUUCGCACAAAGACGAAAGCUGGAGGAUCACAUGAGAAUUCACACUGGAGAGAGACCAUUCACCUGCCCUCAGUGUGGAAAGAGCUUCAGGAGCAAAGGAAACCUUAAGAUUCACAUUAGAGUUCACACUGGAGAGAAACCUUACAAGUGUAAUCAGUGUGGAAACACUUUCAAAUAUCACACAGACCUGAAACGGCACAGGCAAACUCAUUCUGAGCAGAAAGUGCUGAUUUUUAUCACUGUGAGAAGAGGUUUAGGCAGUAGCAGCACUGGACCUCAGUCAUGAAACUUGCCUAAAUAUAUGAGUGAAUUCUGAGUAAUUUUCUGAAAACUCUCCUCCGGAUUCACAAAUAAGUCUGUUUUAAUCAUUAAACAUGUUUAUUAAAGAAUUUCAAUAAUUUGUAAAUAGUUCGCUAGUGCACGCUCAUUCACAAUUAGCAUAAUCACGCCUAUAAAUUACAGCUACGCAAAUUGUGUUCAGGAACGCAGUGGAAUAUUCUGUUCUGCUUUCUCAGGUUUGGCUCUAGUAUAUUGCAAUAAAUAUUUAGUAAAGUGUAUCCACCAAAGAGUUUUCAGCUGGCUAAAAAAAGUCAGGCAGUCUUCUUAAAACGACCAGCUGGUGGCGUUUAAGAACACUUAGGUGCCACAGCAUUUUUCCAGCUGAGAAGCUUUGGUUGCUAUGAGUUGGAAUAUCCAUGACAGCAAUGUAACAUACUAG
Molecule: messenger RNA, 1613 nt
Organism: Labeo rohita (rohu)
Lineage: Eukaryota; Metazoa; Chordata; Actinopteri; Cypriniformes; Cyprinidae
Product: gastrula zinc finger protein XlCGF8.2DB
Exons: 1
Coding region: 27-1181 (384 amino acids)
Biological process (GO): negative regulation of transcription by RNA polymerase II
Molecular function (GO): DNA-binding transcription repressor activity, RNA polymerase II-specific
Source: RefSeq, a predicted model, not a curated record